CCGAAGGGAUGAAGGCGUGAAACUCCACCAAUUGAGACCACGUUUUUAACUUUAACUCGGCGCACGAAGAAGACCAAGAGAAAAGGAUUAGAAAUUUGGACAUCAGUUUAAAACCCUGCAUAAACCCUCAACAAACAAACUCAAGUCUUAUUUGCACAUCAGGCCAGAGCAAUCACAGUUCAAUUGCAAAAACUAGAAAACAAAGGGAAAAAAGAUCAUAACUUGAUGAUUUUGCAGCAUUCAAUUUCAUUUCCAAUGCUUCACAUAUGCAGAUUUUCAUCAUCGUCUUCUUCUCUAUCCCCUAAUCUUAUCCUGCCUCUAAAGCAUUCUUUUCUCCGAUCUCGCUUAUCUUUUUCAAUCACACCAUGCAGCUUUAAAACUAGAUCAUUGGGAACAGCCGCCGCCGGUGUUGCCACCGCUGCUGGUAAUAAAAGUGGAAGUGAGACAUUCUUUGCAGAAGAAAAUGUUUCAUGGGCUUCUCUGGGUGUUUCUGAUUUAGUUGCUCGAGCUCUAUCUGAUAUUGGUUUGCACAGACCCUCCCUAGUUCAGGCCGCUUGCAUCCCGAGAAUACUUUCGGGAGCUGACACAGUGGUUGCAGCAGAGACUGGUAGUGGGAAAACCCAUGGAUAUCUAGUUCCUUUAUUCGAUAUGUUAUGCAGGACCUCUGAUGAUUCAGUGGAAUCUUUGUCUGAUCGAGAAUUGGGCAAACGCUAUCCUCAAUCUCUUGUUCUUUGUCCAAAUGUCAUGUUGUGUGGACAAAUUGUCCAGAUGGCAAACAAUCUGCGUAAAGAAAAUGAAGAACCUCUGCUUAGGGUUGCAGCUGUAUGUGGGCAUCAGGGUUGGCCAGUUCAUGAACCAGAUAUAAUAGUUUCAACACCAGUUGCGCUUCUCAAUUACCUUUAUGCAGUUGAUCUAGAGAGAUGCAGGCGCUCUAACUUCAUACGUGGUGUGAAAUAUGUUGUUUUUGAUGAAGCAGACAUGCUUCUUUGUGGGGGCUUCCAGAACCAAGUCAUCCGUCUCAUACACAUGCUUCGCUUUGAUGAAAAGCAGUUGUCUCGCAUGAAGAGUUUAGAAAAUGAGAACACUGUGGGCUUAAGUGAUAAGGGUCACAUUGAAGCUAGUAUAAAUGAGCGUAUAGAUAUGGAUGGAGAUUUUAUUUUGGAAAAUGAUGAACGUUCUGAGAGUGAUGAUGCUGCUGAAACCUUGGAAACUGAAGAUCAUAAUGCGCAAAGGAAAGACUGGAGAAGGGUUAGGAAAACAUAUGAGCGGAGUAAGCAGUACAUUUUUGUUGCAGCAACUCUUCCUAUGAAUGGAAAAAAAACUGCAGGAGAAGUAUUGAAACGGAUGUAUCCAGAAGCCAGCUGGGUUACAGGAAAUUACGUCCAUCGCCACAACCCCAGGUUGGAGCAGAAAUGGAUUGAAGUGACAGCUGACACACAGGUAGAUGCUCUCAUAAGUGCUGUCAACCAUGGUUACAAUUCUGGAUUGAAUUCUUCAUCUGGGAUUGUCCGAACAAUUGUGUUUGCCAAUACUGUUGAGGCUGUUGAAGCUGUGUCUAAGAUCUUGACUGGAGCUGGAAUUGAAUGUUUUCGUUACCAUAGUGAUAGCUCGUUGGAUGAGCGCACGAGAAAUUUAUUGGAUUUCCAGCAGAAAGGUGGUGUUUUUGUGUGUACAGAUGCUGCUGCACGUGGUCUAGAUGUGCCUAAUAUUUCACAUGUUAUUCAGGCUGAAUUUGCUACAUCUGCUGUCGAUUUCCUCCAUAGAGUUGGUCGCACAGCAAGAGCAGGUCAACCUGGCCUUGUUACAAGCCUGUAUACAGAAGCAAACCGUGAUCUUGUCUCUGCAAUUCGCCAAGCUGAAAAACAGGGUCUACCUGUGGAGAAGGCUUUCAGCAGAAAAAGGAGCUUUCGCAACAAGCUCAAGAAGAGCGGUUUGAGGAAAACCAGCGUGCAUACCGUUCUGGAAAAAUCGUAACAUGAAACAGGUUUCAGCAGCAUAUUAUGAGUUUGCAUUCACGUGUUAUAGGUUUAAUUUAAUUGUGCAUAUUUUUUUUUUUUUUGGGGUGUAAAAUGGCUAUAGAGCAAUGACAAACAUACUGAAUCAGUGUCCUCUUCAUAUUAUGUAGUAUGAGCAUUGAGUGGGUCAUUGAUGCUUUAGGUUAGUCCCAAAGCUACGUCAGGUGGCUGAUAUAAAUCUUUGCACAGCACUGUUAUGCUGGUUGUUAGUGGUUCUUUUCACUGAAGAGGCACAGUGGUGAAGCAGGGCUAGUGCUGCUUGUCAUAAUUUUUGUGUAUUAUUAUAUUCAUGGCCCUCCUUGUUUUAUGCAAGCUGGGAAUUAAAGUA
Coffea eugenioides is the source of this 2343-nucleotide messenger RNA. Its product is annotated as DEAD-box ATP-dependent RNA helicase 22. The record is from RefSeq and is a predicted model, not a curated record. Gene Ontology annotation, molecular function: RNA helicase activity; ATP binding; RNA binding. The transcript is spliced from 8 exons. Gene Ontology annotation, cellular component: chloroplast. Bases 226 to 1974 code for a protein of 582 amino acids. NCBI's taxonomy places the organism in Eukaryota, Viridiplantae, Streptophyta, Magnoliopsida, Gentianales, Rubiaceae.